UAAAAGUCAGAGGCCACUACAAGCCCAGAGCUCCCCAGCAGCAUGGGCCACCUGCUGUUCCUGCUGCUCUGGGGGCUGCACAAGGUUUGGGGAAGAUCUGAUGUGCUACAAAGAGCUUUUCCCUUUCACAUACUCCAGAUCUCGUCCUUCCCUAACAGCAGCCAUGCACGCACAGACUUCUUGGCAUGGCUGGGGGAGCUAGAGACACACCGUUGGAGGAAUGAGUCGGACACUGUGCAGUUCCUGAAGCCCUGGUCAACGGGCAGAUUCAGCCAGCAGCAGGUGAAGCAGCUGCAACAGGAGUUUUUGCUUUAUCGACUCAGUGUCUUCAAUGAUGUCCAGAAAUUUUCCAAAGUGCUCAAGUUAACCUACCCUAUUGAUAUCCAGGUGUUUGUUGGCUGUGAGUUGCAUCCUGACAAUGUCUCUGAAAGCUACUUCCACGUGGCUUUUCAAGGAUCACUUACCCUGAGUUUCCAAGGAAGUUCUUAUAAGGCAGCUCCAGAUGUUUCUCCAAAGGUAGAUGUGGUUGUCCAAGAGCUCAACAAGGACCCAGGCACGAGCGCAGUGAUGCAAGUGCUCAUGAAUUAUACCUUUCCCCAGCUUGUCCGUGGCCUUAUUGAGGCAGGGAAAUCAGACCUGGAGAAGCAAGUGAAGCCUGAGGCCUGGCUGUCCAGUGGCCCCAGCCCUGGGCCUAGCCGUCUGCUGCUCGUGUGCCGUGUGUCUGGCUUCUACCCGAAGCCCGUGUGGGUGAAGUGGAUGCGAGGUGAGCAGGAGCAGCCUGCACAGCAGGGUGACAUCCUUCCCAAUGCUGAUGAGACGUGGCAUCUCCGAGUGACCAUGGAUGUGGAGAGCAGAGAGGCAGCCGGCCUGUCUUGUCGGGUGAAGCACAGCAGUCUAGGAGGCCAGGACAUCAUCCUGUACUGGGGUGGAAGCCGCAUAUCCUGGAUCUGGGCACUGGUGGUACUGGGCUGUGUGCUCAUUGUGGGAAUAGCAUGUUUUAGGAGACCCAUAUGGAUGUGGCUUAAGAGGCACUGCUCCUAUGAAGACAUCCCGUGACACUGCUUGCCACACCUGCCUCUCUGGAACUCAGGACCUCAACUUCCCAGGAUAUCAGUCCUGAGCUGUUUGGGAAUUGAGAGUGAGAAGAGAGGUCCCUCAAAAAGAGGAGAAGACCACAAGGCAGCUGUGGGCACAUCCUCUCAAGAGUUGCCUAGAGUAACUUCAGUGUUCAUUAUACUACAACUGGAUUCUGUGAUGAAGA
Molecule: messenger RNA, 1261 nt
Organism: Ochotona curzoniae (black-lipped pika)
Lineage: Eukaryota; Metazoa; Chordata; Mammalia; Lagomorpha; Ochotonidae
Product: antigen-presenting glycoprotein CD1d-like
Exons: 6
Coding region: 43-1056 (337 amino acids)
Biological process (GO): antigen processing and presentation, endogenous lipid antigen via MHC class Ib; immune response; antigen processing and presentation, exogenous lipid antigen via MHC class Ib
Cellular component (GO): external side of plasma membrane
Molecular function (GO): lipopeptide binding; exogenous lipid antigen binding; endogenous lipid antigen binding
Source: RefSeq, a predicted model, not a curated record